Galeopterus variegatus (Sunda flying lemur) is the source of this 1460-nucleotide messenger RNA. Its product is annotated as ADAMTS-like protein 1. The transcript is spliced from 3 exons. Gene Ontology annotation, molecular function: metalloendopeptidase activity. Gene Ontology annotation, cellular component: extracellular matrix. Lineage: Eukaryota; Metazoa; Chordata; Mammalia; Dermoptera; Cynocephalidae. The record is from RefSeq and is a predicted model, not a curated record. The annotation marks the transcript as partial. Gene Ontology annotation, biological process: extracellular matrix organization.
UGUUCCAGGACCUGUGGAGGGGGCAUUCAGAAACGUGAAGUUCUCUGCAAGCAGCGCAUGGCUGAUGGCAGCUUUCUGGAGCUUCCUGAGACCUUCUGUUCAGCCUUGAAACUGGUCACCCAGCAAGCCUGCAAGAAAGAUGACUGCCCCAGUGAGUGGCUUCUCUCAGACUGGACAGAGUGUUCCACUAGCUGCGGAGAGGGCACCCAGACUCGGAGUGCCAUUUGCCGGAAGGUGCUGAAAACCGGGGUCUCAACUAUCGUCAAUUCCAGUCUGUGCCCACCCCUGCCUUUCUCGUCCUCCAUCAGACCCUGUAUGCUGGCACCCUGUGCAAGGCCGGGGCGGCCGUCCCCCAAGGCCAGCCCGCACAUCGCGGCGGCGCGGAAGGUGUACGUCCAGACGCGCAGGCAGAGGAGGCUGCACUUCGUGGUGGGCGGCUUCGCCUACCUGCUGCCCAAGACGGCCGUGGUGCUGCGCUGCCCCACGCGCCGGGUCCGCAAGCCGCUCAUCACCUGGGAGAAGGACGGCCAGCACCUGGUCAGCUCCGCGCACGUCACCGUGGCUCCGCUCGGCUACCUGAAGAUCCACCGCCUGCAGCCCUCGGAUGCGGGCAUCUACACCUGCUCGGCCGGGCCCGCCCGGGAGCAGUUCGUGAUUAAGCUCAUCGGGGCCAACAGCAAGCUGGUGGCCCGGCCCUUGAGCCUGCACGGCGACGACGAGGCCCUCCCGGGGAGGAAGGCCAGCCCGAAGGAGGCCCUGCAGACCCACAAACACCACAACGGCAUCUCCGCCAACGGCAGCAAGGCCGAGAAGCGGGGCCUCGCCGCCGACCCGGGGAGCCGCUACGACGACAUCGUCGCCCGGCUGCUGGAGCAGGGGGGCUGGCCCGGGGAGCUCCUGGCCUCCAGGGAGGUGCAGGACUCCACGGAAAGGAACACGUCCUCGGAGGAGGAUGCGAACGCGGAGCAGGCCCUUCUGCACCUGCCCUUCACCAUGGUGACCGAGCAGAAGCGCCUGGACGACAUCCUCAGGAACCUGUCCCAGCAGCCUGAGGAGCUGCGCGACCUCUACGGCAAGCACCUGGUGGCCCAGCUGGCCCAGGAGAUCUUCCGCAGCCACAUGGAGCACCGGGACAUGUUCCUGAAGCCCUCGGAGCAGAGGGGUCCCCCCGUGGCCAUCCCGCCUCACAAACACGUGUCUGGCUUCAGCAGCUCCCUCAGGGCCUCAUCCUCGGCCGAGGCGGGGGGCGGCCCUCGCCGGCCACACCGCAAGCCCACCAUCCUGCGGAAGAUCUCCGCGGCCCAGCAGCUCUCGGCCUCGGAGGUGGUCACCCACCUCGGACAGACCGUGGCCCUGGCCAGCGGGACGCUGAGUGUGCUUCUGCACUGCGAGGCCAUAGGCAACCCAAGACCUACCAUCAGCUGGGCCAGGAAUGGAGAAGAGGUUCAGUUCGGCGACAG